This is a messenger RNA of Gigantopelta aegis, 2712 nucleotides long. RefSeq names its product sodium/hydrogen exchanger 9-like. The transcript is spliced from 20 exons. Gene Ontology annotation, biological process: regulation of pH; proton transmembrane transport; sodium ion transport. Gene Ontology annotation, cellular component: membrane; recycling endosome. Gene Ontology annotation, molecular function: sodium:proton antiporter activity. The record is from RefSeq and is a predicted model, not a curated record. NCBI's taxonomy places the organism in Eukaryota, Metazoa, Mollusca, Gastropoda, Neomphalida, Peltospiridae. The coding region runs from base 85 to 2232 and encodes 715 amino acids.
UAGUGGGAGUUCACUAUCGUCUUCAUGUGUUGUUUACUCGUCUGCUGAUAAGUUAUCAAUCCGUCUAGCGGUUUGUCAUUCGCAAUGGCAAUCCGACCGCCUGAUUUAGUUCCAGCAGACAAGGAAGAAUUCGUCAACAAACAACACCAGACUGACAGUAUUACAAUUCUUAUGCUAUUGGGCUUGUUACUUUUGACAAUCUUGACAGUCUGGCUUUUUAAGUACAAACGUUUCCGAUUUGUCCACGAAACUGGCUUGUCUAUGGUUUAUGGUCUUAUUAUUGGAGCCAUAAUCAGGUACACUAAUGUAUCGACGAAGGAAGUUGCACAUGCAAUGAUUGUGAAUGAAACAUUUUAUGCAGUGAAUCCUCCUGAACAUCUAUAUGUGUCUUUAGCAAAGCAUGUGAAUUCCACCGAGAAUGUGACUAUCAAGUAUGAUGUCAUGGGAACAGUGUCCAAGCCACAGGAAGAUGGUGCCCUGGAGGAAACUGUAACCUUUGACCCCGAGUUGUUUUUUAAUGUUCUACUGCCACUGAUUAUAUUUGAAGCUGGAUAUAGCAUGAAAAGGCGACAUUUCUUCAAGAAUCUUGGUGCCAUAAUAAUGUAUGCUUUUAUAGGAACAACUGUUUCAUGUCUAGUUGUAGGGGGUAUCCUGUAUGGCCUAACCAGCUUCAUGUCUAGCAUUACAUUCAGUCUCAAUGACUGUUUCUUUUUCGGGGCCGUUAUUUCUGCCACCGACCCAGUGACGGUCCUUGCAAUAUUUCAUGAUCUGCAUGUGGAUGUUGACCUCUAUGCCAUUAUAUUCGGAGAAAGUGUCCUCAAUGAUGCUGUCGCCAUCGUUCUUUCAGGAUCUGUGGAAAAAUAUGGCUCACUGCAGGCCACGACUGGUUUCAGUGCAGAAGCAUUUUUCAAAUCUCUCGGCAAUUUUCUGGGGAUAUUUGCUGGAGCCUUUGCUAUUGGAUCUGCGAUUGGCUGUUUUACAGCUUUGUUGACAAAGUUUACCAAAAUACGAGAUUUCCCCUUGCUGGAGACGGCACUGUUUUUCCUCAUGUCCUACAGCUCAUUCCAGGCAGCAGAAAGUGCUGGAUUUACAGGUAUUGUGGCGGUACUGUUCUGUGGAAUUACGCAAGCUCAUUACACGCAGAACAACUUAUCAGCGGAGUCGAAGACGAGAACUAAAGAGUUGUUUCAACUCACUGGAUUUUUAUCGGAGAACUUUGUGUUUUUAUACAUUGGUGUCUCCAUUUUCACGUUCCAGUACCAGAAAUGGCAUGCUGGUUUUAUCUUUUCUGCUUUGUUUGCUUCAGUAGCUGCUCGGGCUUUCAAUGUGUAUCCGUUGUCUUUCCUUCUGAAUCUGGGCCGGACCAACAAGAUCCGCUUGAAGUUCCAGCACAUGAUGAUGUUUUCAGGUUUGAGAGGUGCGAUUGCGUUUGCUCUCUCGAUCCGAAACACAUCAACUGAUUCCCGUCAGCUGAUGGUGCCGGCGACGAUGAUCAUCGUUCUGUCAACUGUGAUAGUCUGUGGGUGUCUGACCACGCCCAUGCUGCAGUGGUUACAAAUUAGUGUCGGGGUGGACGAAGAUCUGGACCUUCAGAAUGUGGCAACAGUUAGAAGUGCAAUAGAAGGUCAACGCCAGUACAGGUCCAUGGAUUCGCCUGUUACCGAGCAACACACUUCCCAUAAUUCCACUGGCCCACCGUUAGGGCAGUCCGAGGAGUCGCCUACUGAACCAAGUUCCCCAUUGUUAGACCAGAGCAUGGCUAAAGGUUAUACUUCUCUCAAUAUGUUGCUUGCAUCGUCGUUACUGCGUUAUUGUGUACCACGCAAUCCAAAAUACAUGUACCAUGUGCCCCCCGAGGAAUCUCAGCCGGGUCCCAAGAAGCCCGACAAAGCGUGGCUUGUGGCUAAGUGGCACCACUUCGAUGUCUUGUUCAUGAAACCUCUGCUGACGAACUCACGGCCAUCGCUGCUCGACACGUUACCCAAGUGCUGCUUCCCCCUCGCAAAGAUAUUCACCACCGAGGAACAGCUUUCUCAGGGUGAACUGAAAGCCGACUCAGACUCCGACACUGACAUGAUCAUCGACAACACACAGAUGUCGAUCGGAGGCAGCAGCGAGAUCAUCGCGCCGUCGGCCAACAACCACACCGCAGAGAUGCAGCCCAACGCCGCAGAGAUCGAAAUGGCGAGGACCUACAGUUUCAGCAGUGACGACCAACUUCUCACUCCUUAAUUCUAGUCUUACCUCUUUCGGUAAUCGCUAGUAAUAUUAAGGCAAUCUUACCUCUUUCGGUAAUUGCUAGUAAUAUUAAGGCAGUCUUACCUCUUUCAGUAAUCACUAGUAAUAUUAAGGCAGUCUUACCUCUUUCGGUAAUCAAUAGUUCUAUUAGGGCAUUUCUACCUCUUUCGGUAAUCAAUAGUCCUAUUAGGGCAGUCCUACCACUUUUGAUCAAGUUGUAUUUUGGAAAUAAUCCCUGAAGCAAUCAAGCCAGGAAACAUUGUGUUCAGCAAACCAUCAAAUGCUAUUUAACAUUCAGCCAGUUUUAUACGUGUAGAAAUGUACCUAUAGGUUGUCCUUACCAUCACUCCAUUUUAAUUUAAUUUAAGGAGCGGAACGUAGUCCAGUGGUAAAGCGUUUGCUUGAUGCAUGGUCGGUCUAGGAUCGAUCCCCGUCGGUGGAACCAUUGGGCUGUUUCUCGUUCCAGCCAGUGCU